ACCGAUAAGCGAUAACGAUAAUUUUGUGACAGCUGUUGGUGAAGCGCUACUUUUAUUUUUGUUUUGAUUAUAUUUAUGUAAUGGUGAAGGUGGAGGUGGAAUACUGCGGCGUUUGCAACUUCAGCGGCCAGUGCCACCUGCUGCGCGAAUUCCUGCUGGCCUCGUCGCCCGAUUUGGACAUAUCCUGCCGCCAAGGACGUCGAGGAUCCUUCGAGGUGGCCAUCGACGGGCAGCUGGUCCACUCGAAACUCUCCUGCCUGGCAUUUCCUCAGCAUGCCAGUGUCCUGGCCCAAGUUCAAAAGGCGGAGCGUGGAGAAGCCGUGGAAAAGGUCCUGGAACAACCCAUCAAGGACUGCAACCUGAUGUGAAGGCCCUGAUUUAUAUCAUAAGUUUAUUAAUAUAUGUUACAAAUAAGGUUGCUAAAGAUCACACGAUGUUAAAACAAAUAUGGAAGCCAUAAGAAGGGAAUUUCGAGAGGCCUUUUCAAGUAGGAAUCAUUGGACAUAAACUAAAGACCAAAGGAGAAUCUUAAAACAAGGAUCUAGAGGAUCACCAAAACGGUUAUUAUUUCUUAAGUUUUUGUUAAUAUUUCAAGGUCUUUCUUAAUAGCAUUAGUUAUUAUAUUUUGAUCCAAACUAUGUUCUCAAAAAUUAUAUGGUAGAAUAAUAGAUUACGUUUUCUUGGAAUAAAUGUAUGAGGUAAUUUUAAAA
Messenger RNA from Drosophila rhopaloa, 710 nucleotides. Its product is annotated as migration and invasion enhancer 1. Gene Ontology annotation, biological process: negative regulation of apoptotic process; positive regulation of filopodium assembly. The record is from RefSeq and is a predicted model, not a curated record. The transcript is spliced from 2 exons. The coding region runs from base 81 to 368 and encodes 95 amino acids. NCBI's taxonomy places the organism in Eukaryota, Metazoa, Arthropoda, Insecta, Diptera, Drosophilidae.